AUGCUUACUCCUUAUUUCACCAUCAAUCAGGAUGACGUGUUCAUAUAUAUUGACGUGAAAAUCUCACACAUCAGAUUCAGCGCACCAAAUAUUGAAAUGACUGUUGACAAUGACUUGUUCAGGUUUUCACUCCCUCCUUAUUACUUACGGUUACGAUUUCCUUAUCCGUGUAUCGAUGAUGAAAGAUCACAUGCUGAAUUCGAUUCCAAAUCGGAGUGUGUUAAGAUAAAAAUACCCAAGGAGAAGAAAGGUCAAUUCUUUCCCGAUUUAGAUUUGACAGCAAAGUUACUUGCUAGGACAAAUGAGAAUAAAGUUGACGAUCAAAAGGAAAAGAAGCCCUUGAUUGAAGAAUUGGACGUUGAUAACCAAGUGCGCAAUGACCAAGCUGAGAAGGAUUUGCAAGAAGGUGAGGAUUUUAACUGGGAGAUUAAACAAGAAGUUCCUUCCAAUCCCACAUUGGAACCACAUGGCAAUGACGAGAGCCUAAAAAUAUCUUCAAGUGUCAAAUAUGGCUUCAACAAUCAGUACGAUGGAAUUAUUGGUGUAAGUGUGUCCAAUGGUAAUGAUAUCAACGGAUUAGGUGAUCCUGAAGCCACUCCAGAGAAUGAUCGAAUCAUCGAAAGAUUAAUCAAGGAGAAUAUUCAAUUUGAUCCUGAAAUAUAUGCAGCCGAUUACAUGAUGGAAAAACACCCAACUUCCGAUGAUGAUAAAAACUUCAAGCAAUUGAUUGAAUGGACAAACCCCACCGUUCAAAAAUUUCUUAAAUGGUACAAGUCGCAACAAUUGUUGAGUGAAAAUGACCGAGUUGCAGUUAUGCCAAUCGAGUUUUCCAAAGAAGAACAAGAGAAAAUGAUGCAGCUACCGAGAAAAUCCUACUUGCUAGAUGAUCGGUAUAAGCUUGAAGUACUAAUAACCAUAGUAUGUCUUUUAUUCGCUUACAAUCUUGACAUUAGAGAGAAUGAAGGUGAGCACAAUGUUGAAAGUGCUUGGACAAUUGGUAAGAUAACUCCCCAAUUCUCCUUUUUGGACUCGAAACUAACUGUUGAUGGUUCAGAUAACUUGUUGAGAUCGGCAGUUAUAACGUGUGUUCGUAGAGCACUAACGUACCCACUUCAUCGAAGCUUUGCAUUAUGUGAAAAAGUAUGGAGUGAUGUGUACUACAUCUUACGUGGAGGAAAGAGACUCGUACUUCAAUUAUUAUUAGAUUUGAAAGAGCUAUUUAGAUUCCAUGACAUUUACUAUGUUUACGACAAGAUUUGGUUGGAGGAUUUAUGUGCUUACUUAAUCAGUGAUAAUGUUACUGAAGGGCAACUUAGAAAGCUUGCCCAUGAUUUAAAAAUAACUAACAACUCUGUGAGCAAAUCUGACAUUACUUUUGAAAAAGCAGAUGAAGACGUGGAAAUGAGUGAUAAUGGCCCCGAGGAACAAGACGAAAUGGUGGCUCUUUCAUUGGAUGAUAUUGAAAAGAUGGCAGAAGCUGUAUACGAUAGCGUGUAG
This is a messenger RNA of Lodderomyces orthopsilosis Co 90-125, 1497 nucleotides long. RefSeq names its product Hsp90 cochaperone. The transcript has a single exon. Bases 1 to 1497 code for a protein of 498 amino acids. Gene Ontology annotation, cellular component: cytoplasm; nucleoplasm. Lineage: Eukaryota; Fungi; Ascomycota; Pichiomycetes; Serinales; Debaryomycetaceae. The record is from RefSeq and is a predicted model, not a curated record. Gene Ontology annotation, biological process: box H/ACA snoRNP assembly.